GCGGCGCUAUCCAAUGAGCUGAGUGCUACUUUGGGGAAGGUUAUAAGAGGGCCGGGUGCGGAACCUCUCGCCUCACUUCGCCGCAGAGCUCCGGUGGGCUGGGGACAGAGCGCACAGAGGAGCGAGGCGCCAUGUCUGGCCGUGGCAAGAGCGGCGGUAAGGCCCGGGCUAAGGCCAAGUCUCGCUCGUCCCGGGCAGGACUGCAGUUCCCGGUCGGGCGUGUUCACCGGCUGCUGCGGCGCGGGCACUACGCGGAGCGGGUGGGGGCCGGCGCGCCGGUGUACCUGGCGGCCGUGCUGGAGUACCUGACGGCCGAGAUCCUGGAGCUGGCGGGCAACGCGGCGCGCGACAACAAGAAGACGCGCAUCAUCCCGCGACACCUGCAGCUCGCGGUGCGCAACGACGAAGAGCUCAACAAGCUACUGGGCGGCGUCACCAUCGCGCAGGGCGGCGUCCUGCCCAACAUCCAGGCCGUGCUGCUGCCCAAGAAGACCGGCGGCGGCAGCGUGGGCCCCACCAAGGCCGGCAAGAAGGGCAGCCGGCAGCAGUCGCAGGAGUAUUAGGACCGGCCGAGCCCUCGGCACCACACAAAGGCCCUUUUCAGGGCCAACCCCAUUGCUCACCAGGAGAGCUGCGAUCCGCGUGGGGAGGGGGUGUGUCGCGGUCCCGUCGUCGGGACUGGAGGCGGGGCUGGCCCCACCCCGCCCCGUGGCCGGCGCUGCGGGGCUGAGGAGCGCUGGCGCCUGCCGUGGUCCCGGUGCGUGAAGCUGUGAACAGAGGAGCUGCUCCAUAAAGACACUGACACCGGGAUGCUGCUUACCAUUCUGCUGUAUUUAUCACCUGUUACGUUUACUGGUCGUUUCAGAGAAUAAACAAUGCUUCAUUUCCAAAACGGUA
Pezoporus occidentalis (night parrot) is the source of this 897-nucleotide messenger RNA. Its product is annotated as histone H2A. Gene Ontology annotation, molecular function: structural constituent of chromatin; DNA binding; protein heterodimerization activity. Bases 132 to 563 code for a protein of 143 amino acids. The record is from RefSeq and is a predicted model, not a curated record. The transcript has a single exon. Gene Ontology annotation, cellular component: nucleosome; chromatin. NCBI's taxonomy places the organism in Eukaryota, Metazoa, Chordata, Aves, Psittaciformes, Psittacidae. Gene Ontology annotation, biological process: heterochromatin formation.